GACCGGCUUCGUUCGGGAAGACAAACACCUGUUGCAACAUCACCAGUCCUGUCCGGAUCUAACCCCCAAAAAUGCCGGCGAACAAAUUGGCUCUUUUAAGCGUGUCUGACAAGACCGAUCUGCUACCAUUGGCAAAAAAACUGCACGAACUUGGAUUAACUCUAAUUGCUUCCGGAGGUACCGCACAGGCAUUGAGAGACGCCAAGUUACCGGUGCGAGAUGUUUCUGAAGUUACGGGAGCGCCCGAGAUGCUUGGUGGCCGCGUGAAGACUCUUCAUCCUGCCAUUCAUGCCGGCAUUCUCGCCAGGUUGACAAAUUCCGACGCUCAAGACCUCCAGAAGCAAAAUUACGAUCUUAUCGAAGUGGUGGUUUGCAAUCUGUAUCCCUUUGUAAAUACCAUUUCGAAACCGAACGUGACGGUCGCGGACGUGAUAGAGAACAUCGAUAUCGGUGGUGUGACUUUAUUGCGCGCUGCCGCCAAGAACCACAGCAGAGUUACAGUUAUCUGUGACCCCAGCGAUUACGAAAAGGUCAUCAGAGAGAUGGACGCCGCUGCCGACAAGAACACCUCCCUACAGACUAGGCAAACUCUAGCCCUGAAAGCGUUCACUCACACCGCCGAAUACGACAACGCUAUCUCGGAUUACUUCCGCAAGCAGUACGGCGCCGGGGUCUCUCAGCUGACGCUCCGCUACGGCAUGAAUCCGCAUCAGAGGCCCGCGCAGAUAUUCACCACCCUGGAGAAGCUGCCGUUGACCGUGCUGAACGGGUCGCCCGGCUUCAUCAAUCUGUGCGACGCGCUGAACGGUUACCAGCUGGUGAGGGAGUUGAGGUCCGCUCUGAAUUUACCGGCGGCGACGUCCUUCAAGCACGUCAGCCCGGCCGGCGCCGCGGUCGGCGUUCCCCUGGACGGUGUACAGGCGAAGCUGUGCCAGGUGGACGACCUCUACGAACAGCUCACGCCUCUGGCGACCGCUUACGCUCGUGCGCGAGGCGCCGAUCGAAUGUCCAGCUUCGGCGAUUUCGUCGCAUUGUCCGAGCCGUGCGACGCUGUGACAGCAAAGAUCAUAUCGAGAGAGGUCUCGGACGGCAUUAUCGCGCCUGGCUACUCGGAGGAGGCUUUCGAGAUACUGAAGAAGAAGAAGGGUGGCGCGUAUUGCGUGCUCCAAAUCGAUCCUUCUUACGUACCGUCCCCAAUGGAGCGCAAGACUCUGUACGGCCUGGUUAUGGAGCAGAAACGCAACGAUGCGAACAUCGAAAAAUCGGCGUUCCACAACGUCGUGACGGCGAAGUCGAAGACUCUGUCGGAGAGCGCUAUCCGCGAUCUGAUCGUGGCCACCAUCACUGUGAAGUACACGCAGAGCAAUUCUGUCUGUUACGCCAAAGACGGGCAAGUGAUCGGCACGGGAGCCGGACAGCAGUCGAGAAUUCACUGCACUAGGCUCGCUGGCGACAAAGCCGAUAAUUGGUGGCUUCGCCAGCAUCCAAAGGUAACAGGAAUGAAGUUCAAGAAGGGUGUGAAGAGAGCGGAGAUCUCUAAUGCCAUUGACAAUUACGUCAACGGGUCCGUUGGGAAGGACAUGGACGAAGCUACCUGGGCGGCCAUGUACGAAGUGAUUCCUGUGAAACUGUCGGAGAGCGAUAGGAUCGAGUGGAUCAAGAAGUUGGAUAAUGUUGCUCUGAGCAGCGAUGCCUUCUUCCCAUUCAGGGACAACGUGGAUAGGGCCAGACUUAGUGGUGUCAAGUUUAUUGCUAGUCCUGCUGGUUCCACAAACGACGCAGCAGUAAUCGAGGCCUGCAACGAACACGGAAUUGUGCUGGCUCACACCGAAUUCCGAUUGUUCCACCAUUAAAUCUGAGACAGAAUUUUAAACGUACACAUUUGUUACUAUAUUUUUAUACGAUGUAUACAGCCGAGAGGUUUCUUCCAGUUAAUGUUGCAACGUUUUGAUAUAAAAAGAGCGACAACAUAGAAAAUAUUUUUAUACCUCUUUUUUUUACGUCUAAUGUCUAUUAAGCUUUAUAUGCAUGGCUAUACAUAUAUUGAUACAUAAAUAUAUUUGCAAUACACGUAUUCUUUAAUCAUAUAGCA
Molecule: messenger RNA, 2092 nt
Organism: Wasmannia auropunctata (little fire ant)
Lineage: Eukaryota; Metazoa; Arthropoda; Insecta; Hymenoptera; Formicidae
Product: bifunctional purine biosynthesis protein PURH
Exons: 7
Coding region: 72-1853 (593 amino acids)
Biological process (GO): 'de novo' IMP biosynthetic process
Cellular component (GO): cytosol
Molecular function (GO): IMP cyclohydrolase activity; phosphoribosylaminoimidazolecarboxamide formyltransferase activity
Source: RefSeq, a predicted model, not a curated record